Messenger RNA from Leptopilina heterotoma, 554 nucleotides. Its product is annotated as 60S ribosomal protein L22-like. Gene Ontology annotation, molecular function: RNA binding; structural constituent of ribosome. Lineage: Eukaryota; Metazoa; Arthropoda; Insecta; Hymenoptera; Figitidae. Gene Ontology annotation, cellular component: ribosome. Bases 84 to 503 code for a protein of 139 amino acids. The transcript has 4 exons. Gene Ontology annotation, biological process: cytoplasmic translation. The record is from RefSeq and is a predicted model, not a curated record.
CGCUCGUUGCGCCAUCUGUCAACUUGUAAACUCCCCUACAUGCGCUCUUCUAAAAAGUUCUUUCGUCCGGUUUUCUCGUAAAAAUGGCUCCGACCAAGGUGCAAAAAGCUAAAGCCCCAGUGGGGAAGAAGCAACAUCUUCGUGGCAAGGGCCAGAAGAAGAAGGUUUGCCUAAAGUUCUCAAUUGACUGUACGCAUCCAGUCGAGGACAAUAUUAUGGAUGUCGCAAGUUUCGAAAAGUACCUUCAUGAACGAAUUAAGGUUAACGGAAAAACCGGAAAUUUUGGAAAUAAUGUUACUAUUGAAAGGAACAAGAUGAGAAUAACAGUCAGUAGUGAUAUCGACUUCUCUAAACGGUAUCUCAAGUAUUUGACGAAAAGAUACUUGAAAAAGAAUAAACUUCGUGAUUGGCUUCGAGUAGUUUGCAAAGACAAAGAAACCUACGAACUCAGAUACUUCCAAAUUAACAGCCAGGAAGAUGAAGAUGACGAAGAUGCAGAAUAAAUUAAAAAAAUGUAAAUUUAUGAUUUUCAAUAAAAAUACAUUUUUCGUUAA